GCCGAGCCGCGUCAAGCCAAAACACAGUGUGCCCGCCGACUGUGUCCGCAAACGCUUAUCUCGCGGCCUCUCUCGAACGCGCAAUAAGCUCUACUGCGGAAAUUCGCCGAGCAAGCACGCGUUUCGACAAAUCAAGCCGAAGAAGCAGCCAGUUUUGCAGCAUGGGGCGCGACGAGUAGGUGCUGACGCACUUUCCCAUGAAAGAAAAGACCAAGGUCACCGAUUAACUCGCCAGACCUCCUCCCACGCUGCACCUGAGCGACCCUGAAAGCGAAUUCCGUCCGAAAAAUGUCUUCGUGUGCUGCGGAGGCCAAGACCAAAGUGGUGCACCAGCCACCCAGUCUGCUCGCCUCUCUCGGCUCCCUUUUGGCCGUCAUCAGCACCGCGCUUAUUUUCUUUGCCGCGUUCCGCAACACCCUCACAUGGCACUUGCAACGCUUUUGGGGCGCCUCGGGCGACUUCUGGCAGUCGCAGUGGGACCGCCUUUUGGACACUUUUGGCGAAGACCCGCUCGCUUUUUGGGUUUUCGGCACCACAAUUCUCACCAUGGCCGUCUACUGGUUGGUCGGCGGAAUUUACAUUUUGCUUGACGUAACCAACCGGCCCAUGUGCCUGCGCAAAUACAAAAUCCAGCCGGGCACCAAUGAGCCGGUGGAUAAGCCCCGGUUGUUCAGGGUUCUGAGCCAAGUUCUGUUCAACCAACUGGCAGUUGGCAUCCCGACUGCCUACUUGAGCUUUUCCCUGAUGGAAUGGAGGGGCUACCCACCGCUCAGGGAGCUUCCCACCUUUCACUGGGUGCUGGCUGAGAUGGCCUUUCUCAUUUUGAUCGAAGAAUUCGGUUUUUACUACUCUCACAGGCUUCUGCACAGCAAAAACUUGUACAAAAUCAUCCACAAGAAGCAUCACGAGUGGACUGCGCCAAUUGCGGUGACUGCCAUUUACUGCCAUCCGAUCGAGCAUAUUUUCUCAAACCUGGUGCCACCGUUUCUCGGCGUGUUCAUUCUCGGCUCGCACCUGGCCACCUCUUGGCUCUGGUUCUGUCUGGCCAUCCUCUCUACCCUGAACGCUCACUCAGGGUACCACUUGCCUUUCUUUCCCUCGCCUGAAGCCCACGAUUUCCACCAUCUGAAAUUCAACCAGUGCUUUGGGGUCCUGGGAAUUUUGGACCGUCUGCACGGCACAGACACAGUCUUUCGCAGUACUCAAGCGUACAACAGGCAUCUGAUGAUGCUCAGCCUGUUGCCAGUCAGGGAGGCCUUCCCUGAAAACACGAAAUGCUCCUCGAAGAAAAAUAACUAGUUGCAAUUUGGACACACAAUAUAUCUCUCAACAGACUCGAUAUUAUAUUAUUAUGUUGAAAUCACUAAAAGUUGUAAUUAAUUCUAACGCUGCUGGCUGGCUGAAUGCAAAACGCGUAAAUGUGCGAAAUAAGAGUAAUUAUUUUGGGAUAAACACAUUGUAAAAUUUUGAUCGUUUUUAAUAAAUUCAUGAAUGUUGAUUGAGAAAAUGCCCUGGUGCAAUGUAAGGCUUGUAAGGUUAGUAAUAGAUUUUUCGUGUAGUCCUAUAUCUCGGUGUAAUAAGAAAAAUAUUAAAUAAAAAUGGGGGACCUUCUUACCAAAAGCCGUAAA
This is a messenger RNA of Cloeon dipterum, 1628 nucleotides long. RefSeq names its product fatty acid hydroxylase domain-containing protein 2. Gene Ontology annotation, cellular component: endoplasmic reticulum membrane. Lineage: Eukaryota; Metazoa; Arthropoda; Insecta; Ephemeroptera; Baetidae. The record is from RefSeq and is a predicted model, not a curated record. Gene Ontology annotation, molecular function: C-4 methylsterol oxidase activity; iron ion binding. Gene Ontology annotation, biological process: sterol biosynthetic process. The transcript has 6 exons. The coding region runs from base 289 to 1299 and encodes 336 amino acids.